Molecule: messenger RNA, 2432 nt
Organism: Oryzias melastigma (Indian medaka)
Lineage: Eukaryota; Metazoa; Chordata; Actinopteri; Beloniformes; Adrianichthyidae
Exons: 15
Coding region: 150-2156 (668 amino acids)
Source: RefSeq, a predicted model, not a curated record
GUGAGACCUCUUAACUCAAUUUUCCCGAAACACGACUGAAUAAGUAAGGUCUACAUUUGGAGACAGAUAAUUUUCCGUGUGAAAAAGCCUGUUGCUGCUCCUGGCUCGCGGCUAACACAAGGUAGCUUCGAGUGUUGAAGACAGAAAGGAUGAGUGGAGACCCGAACCAGGCCCUGUUUUUCCUCCAGAUUCCAGAGCUGAACAAGCUGGUAUGUGUCUCCAUGACGCUUCAUGGGGAGGAGGAGGAGCCGAGGACCAAACAGAUCAUGACCUGCAGGGAGCUGGUGCUGCUGUUUGCUGACGUGCUGGCCCGUCCUUCGCAUGACUGCUUCACAGACAUCACUGUGGUCGUGGCUGAGCAGUUUUUCCAGAGAGGCAUCCUCCAGUGGUUUGCACAGAGGAACCAUCUGCUGCUGGGUUGUCCUCGGAGGGUGCUUGCGGGUGACCUCCAGUCCUGCCUAGCCUACUCUCUGGUCUGCAGGCUGUCUCCCAACUGGAACAAAGUGGGCCUCCACCUCGUCUGCGGGAAAGACUUCCUGACUGAUGGAGGAAUACUCAACGGCGUCAGAUUGGUGCUCAGCAGCAGGGAGGGACAGCUGUGCAUGAGCGUGCAGGCCACCACCAUGCGGCUGCCCCCACCCACACUGCAGGACUUUGGUCUGUCCCAGCUGGUGCUCAACAGGUUGUGCAGCGACCCCCACGCCGUCCUCGACUCCGCCUCCAUGGGGGGACCCAUCAGGUGCCACGUACUGCCCAGCAUGAGUAAUGGUGAGAUUAUGAGCUUCAGCCGCCGGCUGCCUCCAGACGAACCGUUCCGGACCUACACAGACCUGCAGAACCGCUGGAAACGCCUGUAUGGAUACAGGCUCCCGGAGCAGGGGGAGGACGAGGUGGUGUACUGCAACAUCUGCUUCCAACCGAUGGGAGAGCGACUCUACACAUACCCUCUGAGCUGCAUCCGGCUGCAGCCUGCGGAGCGUUUUCCUACGGUCGACCUGCAGGGGGUGCUGUGCUCCUUCAUGUCCGACGUCAGGAGCAGACUGAGCAGUGUGUGCGGCUUUGCUGUGCAGCUGAGCGGAAAGCCUGCAUAUCCCACGGUGAACUUGAGCACGGCUGCAUCCAUGCAGGUGCAGACCAGCGAGCAGAUCAACCUGACCACCUCCGUCUUCAUCAGGCCAGUGCAGACAGAGCUCCCCUCAUCCAGUCCAACCCUCCAUCUGUCAGCCCGGAUCUCUGAAUCCCAGCCGGACCAAGCUCAGAACCAAUAUGGAUCCAGAGCUGGAGUCUGGCCUUCAUCUGGGAUCUCCUCCUGUGCUUCUGCUUCCAUGUCCUCGCUGUCUGGAGCAAAUGUGUCCUCCUCUGUCUCCUCUUCUCUGCCAGUCUUCCAGCCCUCCUCAUGCUCCUUGGACCUCCUGACCCCCCCUCCUGAGAGUCACUUCAGCUCCCCACCUAAAGUACUGCCCCUCUUCAGGAACAAAAACCCAUCCCGUCACGUCAACGUGGCUCUGCUGAAGGCCCAGAAACAGCAGAGUGGAGGCACGGAAGAGAAGGGGAGGGUGACACUCCCCACCUUGGCUCGGAAGUCCCCCCCUCUAGCUCCAUCACUCCCUCCUCAUCCUCCCCCAACCGUCCCAUGCUUGCGCCUUCGUUCCAAAUCGCACAGCAGCCCUGCAGCUCCUCCAAAAUCUCAACCCAGCGUCACCCUCCUCCCCAGCCUGACCCCCCGGUCCAAGGUCAAACCCAACGACACCCUCCUCCCCAGCGUGACCCCCCUGUCAAAGGUCAAACCCAGCGUCACCCUCCUCCCAGCAACAGAGACCAAACCUGAAGCCAUCAUGAAGAUCCAGCAGGAGGUCGUCUCUGGAGGAGACUCUGCUGCUAAACAUGAACCACAGGAGAACAAACAAGCUCCAGAGGCGGCUGACGGCAGCUUCAAGAACCUCCCCAGCAGCAGCAUCAAGGGAGUCACAGCCAAGAAAAACGCAGCUGCACUCCAACACAUGGAGGUGGAGAAGAUGGCCAGGAGCAACCAGCUCUCCAAGCUGAGCUGUGCGGCUCUGCUGCGGUGGCUGAAACAGAGAGGGGUUCCUGUCUCCACCAAACUGAGGAAGGAGGAGCUGAUCGUGAAGGUCAAGAGCUGUCUGACUGAAGCCUGAGACACAAACACGCAAGAGUUCACAAACAAAAACAGUGUUUUGAUUCUUCCUGCAGACGAGGAGUUUCUGUUCUGCUGCAGCAUUUCUCCUUUAGUCGUCGUCAGACUGCAGUUCAUUACAGUUAACAUUAACCACAGGUUAAAAGUUUUCACCGCAAAGCUGUUACAUGUUGUAUAUUUGGGUAUUUAUUUAUAAUUUUUCUUCAUGUCAUUUUCUGUUCAAAGGCACAAGAAUAUUUGUUAAGUUAUUAAAACAAGUUCGUAUCUUUGCACUUCA